CAGCGUUGUUACUGUCCUGGAGCGUAGACUGCAAUUACAGCCCUAGUCUUGCUGCUGAACAAUGGAAGGUGGCGAUGAUGACGAUGGGGUUCCCCAGCUUUCUGGAGACACGUUGGCUGCGCUGCAGGAGUUUUAUGCCGAGCAACAGCAGCGAGACGCCCUGAAAUCUGGAAUAGAUAAGUUCUCUGUAGGCUCUGUGGAGGAGGAUUGGCAAUUAAGCCAGUUUUGGUAUGACGAUAAAACUGCAUUUAGUCUGGCCAAGGAAGCCAUUGAGGCCAGUGGAGAAAACGGCAGAAUUGCCUGUAUUAGUGCUCCCAGUAUUUACCAGAAACUGAAAAGCCUGGAUGCAGAGAACAUGUCUAUGUGUUUGCUGGAAUACGACAGACGGUUUUCAGUGUACGGAGAGGACUUCAUCUUCUACGAUUACAACAACCCAUUAAACUUGCCAGAAAAGCUCAAACAUCAUAGUUUUGAUAUAGUAAUAGCUGAUCCUCCAUACCUGUCUGAAGAGUGUCUGCGCAAAACGGCUGAAACCAUCAAAUAUCUCAGUAAAGGCAAAAUCUUGCUGUGCACAGGUGCAGUGAUGGAAGAUUUAGCAGCAGCUGUACUCGGUCUCAAGAUUUGCAAGUUUAUUCCGAAGCACACAAGAAACCUGGCAAAUGAAUUCCGAUGUUACUCCAAUUAUGAACUAGGAUUAGAUUCCCAAUUGGAAUGAUCUAGAAACGUUGCAUUCCGACAUAUGCUUUGUGCAGCCAAUGGGAGAGCAGGAAAAAAGGAUGUUCCAGGCAGCAGUUUUCUGCACGCAGUUCGACGUGUCAGUUUGUUUCACUCGUUUUUACACCGGCUGUAGUAGAAAAGAAAGCACAGCCAGACCUCCCUGUCAGUCUCGCACCCCAGGGGCACAUGAAUUAUAGGGAAGAAAAAUCUGUUGGGUGUUUCGUAAAACCUUGCUUUACGCCACUAUGUUUCUUUAAAUCCGUAAUUAAAAACACCUUUAUUAAGUUAUGAUUACAACAUUUAAAACAUGUUUUGUUUAUAAAAUUACCUUUUUUUGUUUUAAUUUCAUAUUUUGUUACAUAUUGCUGAAAACAUGAAAUUCUUAAAAUGCCUAAUAUCCAGAAAACCUUGCAUGUUAGUUUUACAUUCUAUAUGUUAUAUUGGGC
This is a messenger RNA of Spea bombifrons (plains spadefoot toad), 1163 nucleotides long. It is a transcript of the gene EEF1AKMT1, whose product is annotated as EEF1A lysine methyltransferase 1. Gene Ontology annotation, biological process: methylation. Gene Ontology annotation, molecular function: protein-lysine N-methyltransferase activity; nucleic acid binding. The record is from RefSeq and is a predicted model, not a curated record. NCBI's taxonomy places the organism in Eukaryota, Metazoa, Chordata, Amphibia, Anura, Pelobatidae. The coding region runs from base 62 to 715 and encodes 217 amino acids. The transcript is spliced from 5 exons.